Epinephelus lanceolatus (giant grouper) is the source of this 5069-nucleotide messenger RNA. NCBI's taxonomy places the organism in Eukaryota, Metazoa, Chordata, Actinopteri, Perciformes, Serranidae. The record is from RefSeq and is a predicted model, not a curated record.
UUCAGCGUAGUGGCAGAAAACUUCUCCGCAUCAGUGUGCACACGUAGACCUGCUGUUUGUUUGUGUGGGAGGUUGAAGAUGGUCAGAAAGCGGUCAACUUAAUAUCGACAGACAUUUUUUUUCCCCAGAAGCAGAGGAAGGUGGAUAUAUGCGACAAACGCGCCGCUAACUCUCGGUGAAGAAGACACAGCUCCAGCAUUUUCUCUCUGACUGAUACGAGACUGCGGCUGGCGAAAAGCCCGCUUUGAACAUCGAUAAUGUGGGAACAGGAGGAAUUUGAGAAACACUGGAGGAAUGAAUUUCCAGACGGAAAAGUCCCACAAAUGGCGCUGAACUCCGUGGAGGACAUCGAGUCGGAGCUGGAGGCGAGUAAAGCCAACCUGAAGAGGCUCCAGAAGGCUCUGGCGGAGGAGAAAUUCAAGGUGAUCUACCUGCAGACCACCAUGGCUCGGCAGAAGAGAAGCGACCCGGAAAGGUUUGAAGGCAAAGAUGAGAACUGUAACGCUGACACGUUUGGCUUCUCAAAGCCCGGGGAUGUUCAGAAACCGCAGCGGCGGGACUGUGAGGUCGACGGGGCGAGAACCAAGGUGUCCGACCCUGGAGGCGUGAAGCUCCACGCGGCGGCAGGUAACACAGCAGGCGUCAUGAGCUCCUUCGGGCGGGAGCGGGGCAGGUUCAGCGGCAAGACAGGUAAGCCCGUCCCCAUCCCUGUUGUCCCGCUGCGGAAACCCAGCUUUCAGAGAGUGGACCCGACCCCAGCUGUUGUCUCCCAGCCAAAUGACAACGACAUGGGCAGCGACCGAGAAUACGAGGAUGCGGAGCUGAAUGAGAAUUUCGUCAGGAAUAACUUGUUGGCACCAAAGACCGGCGGCAGGGACAACCAGAGGACGUCCAGCGCCUACCGGGACAACCGGGACAACCGACGGCCUUUCCGCCACAGCAGGGACUUUGACUCCGGUGAUGACGGCAGGCUGUCCCCGUCCUUCCCGCAGAUUCACCGCAGAGCCUCCCGAGGCUCCGGGUGCAGCACCCCUGACAGGAGGAGUGAUGGGUACCUGAGCUCCGACCAUGACGACUCCUCAUCUGCAGACUUUAACUACAACACAGAUGGCUACGAGGGGGACGGAGCGGAGGACGGCAAGUCUCAGGAUGGCUCCGAGACGCUGCCCUAUAUAGAUGAAUCGCCCACCAUGUCGCCCCAGCUGUGUGCGCCCCAAGGGCCUGACGGAGAAACGGUCUCCCCCACACCCCCAGAGGGGCUGCUGCCAGGGGGGGACAUAGAGAAAGGACUGGAGAUGAAGAAACUGGUGCUGUCUGGUUUCUUGGCCAGUGAGGAGAUCUACAUUAACCAGCUGGAGGCCCUGCUACUGCCAAUGCGUCCCCUAAAAGCCACGGCCACAACCUCGCAGCCCGUCCUGACCAUCCAGCAGGUAGAGACCAUCUUUUACAAAAUCCAGGACAUUUUUGAGAUCCACAAGGAGUUCUACGACGCCCUCUUACCCAACAUCCAGCAGUGGGACGAGAAGGUCACCGUGGGACAUUUGUUCCAGAAGCUGGCCAGCCAGUUGGGAGUGUACAAGGCUUUUGUGGACAACUACAAAGUGGCGCUAGAGACGGCAGUGAAAUGCAGCCAGGCCAACGGCCAGUUCCAGAAGAUAUCUGAGGGAGAGGACAUGAGGGAUAUGGAGGUGCUUCUGGUCCUCAGACUGUGUUGUAACUGCACAUACGCUCUCCUUUACAAGCCCAUUGACCGUGUUACCAGAAGCACCCUGGUCCUUCAUGACUUGCUGAAACACACUCCUAAGGACCACCCGGACUUCCCCCUCCUGCAGGACGCUCUGCGGAUAUCUCAGAACUUUCUCUCCUCCAUCAACGAGGAGAUCGACCCUCGCAGGACUGCCGUCACCACACCCAAGGGAGAGGCUCGUCAGCUGGUGAAGGAUGGCUUCCUGGUGGAGGUGUCAGAAAGCUCCAGGAAGCUUCGGCACGUCUUCCUCUUCACCGAUUUGCUGCUCUGUGCCAAGAUGAAGAAGACGGCUGUUGGUCGCCAUCAGCAGUAUGAGUGCAAGUGGUACAUUCCUCUGGCAGACUUGACCUUCCAGACCCUGGACGACUCUGACUCCUGCCCCAGUAUCCAGGUCCUGCCCGAGCACGAGAUUGAGGAGAUGAAGAUCAAGAUCUCAGUCUUAAAGAGUGAGAUACAGAAAGAGAAGAAAGCACCGAAGGGUCAGAGUCGCGUGGAGCGUCUGAGGAAGAAGAUGAAUGAGCAGGAGUCGUGGCUGCUCCUGCACUCUCCCACCAUCCCCUUCCGCAUCCACAACAAACAUGGAAAGAGCUACCUGUUCCUCCUCUCCUCCGACUACGAGAGGUCAGAGUGGAGGGAAAGCAUCCAGAAACUCCAGAAGAAAGAUCUCCAGUCCUGUGUAUUAAGUUCUGUGGAGCUCCAGGUCCUGACCAGCUCCUGUUUCAAACUCCGAACUGUCCACAACAUUCCUGUCACCAGUAACAAAGACGAUGAGGAGAUUCCUGGCCUCUACGGCUUUCUGCAUGUGAUCGUCCACUCUGCCAAAGGAUUCAAGGAGUCAGCCAAUCUAUACUGCACCCUUGAAGUGGACUCCUUUGGAUACUUUGUCAGCAAGGCCAAGACCCGCGUCUUCAGAGACACCACAGAGCCUCAGUGGAACGAAGAGUUCGAGAUUGAGCUGGAGGGCUCCCAGUACCUGCGGAUCCUGUGCUAUGAGAAGUGUUAUGACAAAAGCAUGCUGAAUAAGGAUGACAACGAGAUUGUGGACAAGAUCAUGGGAAAAGGACAAGUCCAGCUGGAUCCUCAGACGGUGCAGUCCAAGAACUGGCACAUGGACGUCAUAGAGAUGAAUGGGAUCAAAGUGGAAUUCUCUAUGAAGUUUACGAGUCGGGACCUCAGCUUGAAGAGAACGCCAUCCAAAAAACAGAGUGGGGUGUUUGGAGUCAAAAUCAACGUGGUGACAAAGCGCGAGCGCUCCAAGGUGCCUUACAUCGUCCGUCAGUGCAUUGAGGAAGUGGAGAAGAGGGGGAUUGACGAAGUGGGAAUCUACAGGAUCUCAGGGGUGGCCACGGAUAUCCAGGCCCUCAAAACUGCAUUCGACACCAAUACCAAAGACAUCCUGGUGAUGCUGAGCGACAUGGACAUCAACGCCAUCGCAGGAACACUGAAGCUGUACUUCAGGGAGCUGCCGGAGCCUCUGCUCACCGACCGCCUCUACCCCGCCUUCAUGGAGGGCAUAGCGCUCUCAGACCCGGCAGCCAAGGAGAACUGCAUGAUGCACCUCCUGCGCUCCCUGCCCGACCCCAACCUCAUGACCUUCCUCACUCUGCUGGAGCACCUCAAACGGGUGGCUGAAAAGGAGCCCAUCAACAAGAUGUCCCUCCAUAACCUGGCCACUGUGUUUGGCCCCACUCUGCUCAGGCCCUCAGAGUCAGAGAGCACGAAGGGACAGCACAUCACCUCCGCCUCUGACAUCUGGUCACAUGACGUGAUGGCGCAGGUCCAGGUGCUGCUCUAUUACCUGCAGCAUCCUCCCAUCUCCUUUGCCGAACUGAAGCGCAACACGCUCUACUUUUCCACUGACGUUUAGUCCCCACCCGCCUCCCUCAGGGCGCCAUCUGGAGAGGAGAGCGUGAGAGACUCCAUACAAACCUUGGUCCUCACCACUCGGUCCUCCUGCCUCACCUCUCCGCCCAGCAGGCAGCUCAUCUUGACUGUACAGCCCCCAAAACACACAUCCCUCCUGUCUGCACCCCUGAACCCCCCCCAGUCCUAAAAAGAGAUGGAGCCGAGCACGUAGGGAGGUGGUGAAGGAGAUUUCCUGGUCGUCUAGUAGUCACAUGUCCUGUUUGUAAUGUGAGGAGAGUAGAGCCGCCCCUCCCACCGACAAGACAACAAGGCAUUCUGGGACCACUGCGGAAAAGAUCGAUGGGGGUCCGAGGCCACAGCCUGGUGCGGUGGCACAGGAUCACACCGGUGUGUGUCAUAAGCGAGCCCUGUCCAGACGCUGGUUUGAUGAGUCGACUCAGCUUCUUUUUCCUGAUCAGAGGCAUUCCAGAAAAAAAAAGGCAUUUACAUGUUUAAUAAUUAUGUUCAGCAGCUGUUUUGUUUCCUUUUUUCUGUCUUUCUGGCUUUGUGCAUGUGGUGGAGGAGGCCGGGGUGUGUGAGUGACGAUAUGGAUGUACUUGAGUGAGUGUGUGCGUGCACGUGUGUGUGUCUGUGUGUUUAAGGGACUAUGAGAACUUGUGAGGUGUAGAAGUGGCUGGGAGCCACCCUAAUAAACGGCUGGUGACGUGUCUCUCUGUGCUGACAAACAAGAGAGAGCUGCCCUCCCCAGUGAGUCUUGGCCAAAUUAGCCCUAUUUAUUUUAAAUAUAUAUAAUAUGUGUGCCUGUACAGUUCUGUGCAACUAGAGAAAUGCUCUAAGGAGUCUGUUUUUUGAAGUUUAUUCAGGUAGUGACGUUAUUUUUAGUCUGAUUUUCUCAUUCACCAUGUCCAUGGUUGGUAAGCUGUACUGAAAAAAAAAAAGUCUGCCAAUUAAUUUCAGAUCACUUUGUAGAGGAGAGAGGGCACUCUGUGACAUGAGGGUUGUAGGGAAAAAACACAGUGAAUGGAACAUUUAGCUUUUUUUCUUGUUGUUUCAUUGCAAGCCUGUUCCAAGUGUCUUACUGCACCGGUAUAAUCUAUAGAGUUGAUUUGUGUAGUUGCCCUCAUUGCAUGUUCAGCUUGUCAAUCAGACCAGGCCAGGUAACACAAAGGUAGGUUGUCUCUGCAAGGCCCUCGCUAAGACCGGCAAACGCCCAUCUCUGCUCUGUACAAAGCCAACCUUUCUGCUAUCAAGCCUGCGACAUAUCUUAAGAUACUGUAAGCACUGCUAGAUGAGUACUAUUUGAUAUUUUUAAUAUAAGAUUAAAAUGGAAUAAAAAAUGUUGUAUUUUACUUCCUUUGAGAAGAAUUUCAUUAUACUGUAAUAUUGAGACUAAAUGUCAAUGUGAACUUUUCUCCCCCUUUUUUUUAGUAAAAUAAAAGUUACCAAAACACUCUCA